AUGUUCCAUGGAUUGCCAAGUGAAGACCCCAUUGACCACCUUGAUGAGUUUGAUAGGCUUUGUGAUUUGACAAAGAUCAAUGGUGUCUCUGAAGAUGCCAUCAAGCUGAGACUCUUUCCUAUGUCUCUAGCUGACAAAGCUCACCAAUGGGAGAAGAGCUUGCCCCAUGGCACAAUCACCACUUGGGAUGAAUGCAAGAAGGCCUUUCUUGCUAAGUUUUUCUCCACCGGUCGCACAGCCAAGCUUAGAGGAGAGAUAUCCAGCUUCAUCCAGCGAAACAAUGAGACAUUCGCAGAGGCUUGGGAGAGGUUCAAAGGCUACACAAGUCAGUGCCCACACCAUGGAUUCAACAAUGAAUCACUACUCUCCACUCUUUAUAGAGGAUGCUUGCCUAGGUAUAGGGAGAUGCUAGACACAGCUAGCAAUGGGAACUUCCUCAACCAGGAUGUAGAUGAUGGCUGGCAACUUGUGGAGAACAUGGCCAUAUCAACAGAAUGCUAUGGAGAGCACUAUGAAAGUACAGACUGGAGCUCGACCGCGCACUCGAUCGAGCUGGAGCUCAGAUGA
Molecule: messenger RNA, 567 nt
Organism: Microthlaspi erraticum
Lineage: Eukaryota; Viridiplantae; Streptophyta; Magnoliopsida; Brassicales; Brassicaceae
Source: the annotation of a GenBank genome assembly